CAUACGUGACUGCUGAUCGUGCUAAUGAGCGCUCCUGACUAAUCGAUGGUAAACAUGCGCACACGUGAAUGUUUAAUGAUGCCAGUGAGCACGUAGACGUGUUUAAGUGUGUGGAGGGGCACACAUGGCCGCCCAGUCAUGCCAACCAGCGCAUGAUGCGCAUUCAGGCGCUUUGAGGAGUUAUUUAAUGACGGGGCUGACACUGUGUGAAGGCGCCCAUGAGUCAUGCUAACGAGCACGUCCUGAGCACGCGGUUAUGCUAAUGAGGGCUCAUGAAUAUUUAAUUGUGUCACCGACACGCGUGAAUAUUUUAUUGCGCCCAGUGCCCGCUGCACGCUUAAUCAUGCUAACGAGCGCGUCAUGAAUAUUCAGUCGUGCUAAGGAGCGCAUCAGGACUAUCGAUCAUGCCAAUGAGAUCACAUGAACACUUGGUCAGUCCAGGGGUCCCUCAGGAAUAUUCAGGUGUGCUAAUGGGCUCGCGGGAAUAUUUAAUUGUGCUAAUGAGCGCACGUGUGUCCGAUUGUGCUGACGAGCGCUCCACGGAUGUCAGUCAUGCCAACGACCACGUCCUGAACAUUCAAGUAUGCUAAUAAGCCGCAUGAAUAUUUAAUUGUGCUAAUGAGCGCGUGGGCACGUUCCGUCACCCUAAGGAGAGCUCCGGUGGGCAUCUAAUUACAACGUGGAGCUGGCUGGCUCAGACCGGAUCAGAAGGACUUGGUACCCACAAGCCGCACCACGGUGGAAGGAUCGCUGCCCAGGUGAAAUAACCAGGAGCGAUGAGCGGGGCCCGGGGUCACUGGAGCCCGAGGCUGUGGCUGGCGCUGUGCUGCCUGUGCGGAAACGCGCCGGGCACGUUCGUAACGCGCAAUUCCAGGCCCAACAUUGUCCUGUUCAUGGCCGACGACCUCGGGGUGGGAGAUUUGUCCUGCUACGGUAAUAACACGAUCAGCACCCCAAACAUCGACCGGCUGGCCAGAGAGGGAGUGGUGUUGACUCAGCACCUCGCAGCUGCUUCCGUGUGCACCCCGAGCCGUGCGGCCUUCCUCACGGGGCGGUACCCCGUCAGAUCAGGCAUGGCGUCUCCCAACAACCUCAACCGAGGCGUCGUGUGGCUGGGCGGGUCCGGUGGCCUCCCACCCAACGAGACCACGUUCGCCAAGAUACUGCAGCAGCGCGGCUACCGCACGGGGCUCGUAGGGAAGUGGCACCUGGGCCUGAGCUGCGCGUCCCGUGGCGACCACUGCUCGCACCCGCUGAACCACGGGUUCGACGCCUUCUACGGGGCGCCGUCGGGGCUCCUGAGCGACUGCCGGGGCUGGGCGACCCCGGAGCUGCACCGCGCGCUGCGGGUCCGGCUGUGGCUGGUGUCGGCCGGCCUGGGCUGCCUCCCGCUGCUGCUGCUGGUGCCGAAGCUGGCGGGCUGGUGUCCGGUCCCGUGGGCCGUCGUGGCGCUGCUGGGCGUCGUGGCCGCCGCCUUCUUCCUGUGCUGGUUCUGCAGCUACGGCUUCGUGCGCACGUGGAACUGCGUCAUCAUGAGGAACCAUGACGUCGUGCAGCAGCCCAUGAACACGGAGCGCGCGGCGGCGCUCAUGCUGCGGGAAGCGCUCGCCUUCGUGGACAGGUACAAACGGGGACCAUUUCUGCUCUUCGUUUCCUUCCUGCACGUCCACACUCCGCUUCCCACGCGAGGGACCUUCGUGGGGCGCAGUAAGCACGGGUUGUACGGCGACAACGUGGAGGAGAUGGACUGGAUGGUGGGGAAAGUCCUGGAUGCGCUGGAGCGGGAGCUGCUGACCAACCAGACGUUGGUGUAUUUCACCUCGGACAACGGGGCGCGGCUGGAGGCCCGGCAGGGCGACGUGCGCCUGGGCGGCUGGAACGGCGUCUACAAAGGUGGACGAGGCACGGGAGGCUGGGAAGGCGGCAUCCGAGUUCCGGGAAUCUUCCGCUGGCCCACGGUGCUCGAGGCCGGGAGACUCAUCGACGAGCCCACCAGCCACAUGGACAUUUUCCCGACGCUGUCGUAUGUGGGCGGAGGGAUUCUGCCUCAGGACAGUGGCUCGACGGUGUGGAAGGCCCACUACGUGACCCCCAACUUCUCCCCGGAAGGGGCGGACGCGUGCUACGGGCCGGAGCUGUGCCCCUGCUCCGGGGACGUGACCCGACAUGAUCCACCCCUGCUGUUCGACGUGUCCAGAGACCCCUCGGAGUCCCGUCCGCUGGACCCCAGCGGCGAAGCCCUGUUCGACUCGGUGGUGAAGAACAUGGAGGCGGCCGUGAGACGGCACCGCGCAGGCCUCCGUCCGGUCCCGCAGCAGCUGUCCACCUUCAACAGCCUGUGGAAGCCGUGGUUACAGCCAUGCUGCGGGACCUUCCCCUUCUGUGGCUGCGACGCAGAGGACGACUUCCCACCCACGGCGCCAUGAACGACAGGGGAUGUUUGUUACGCGGCGCACCUACUGUUGCAACGCUGGAAGGAUCCGUUCCAAACUGAGGGGGUGGCUGUGAACACAGCUUUGUCCUCAGACUUGACUUCCUCUUCCCAUCGUGCUGCGACUUCCAGGAAAUGAAAGUGGACUCGGGAAACACACACGUGGGCAAGACGGCUUGGGUCUUAAUAUUCCGAUUCUUACUAAGGAGUGAGAGGCCUGCUUCCAGGUGCUCACAUUUACGGUGGUUAAUGUACCGUAAAUUCAUGGGAACGGUUUAUGGUGACUAUAUGUCAAUUUAGGACAAAUUCAUGGUUAAUUUAUGUCAAUUUAUGGCAAAUUCAUGGUAAAAUUCAUGGUUAAUUCAUGGCUAAUUGAUGGUAAGUUCAUUCUAAUAUUUAUGCUUAUGUCUCUAAAUUUAUGGUAAAAUUUAUGGCAAAUUCAUGGUAAAAUUCAUGGUUAAUUCAUGGCUAAUUGAUGGUAAGUUCAUUCUAAUAUUUAUGCCUAUGUCUCUAAAUUUAUGGUAAAAUUUAUGGUAAAUUCAUGGUAAGAUUUAUGGUGAAUU
Messenger RNA from Nannospalax galili (Upper Galilee mountains blind mole rat), 2994 nucleotides. It is a transcript of the gene Arsh, whose product is annotated as arylsulfatase family member H. The record is from RefSeq and is a predicted model, not a curated record. The coding region runs from base 777 to 2426 and encodes 549 amino acids. The transcript has 11 exons. Gene Ontology annotation, molecular function: arylsulfatase activity. NCBI's taxonomy places the organism in Eukaryota, Metazoa, Chordata, Mammalia, Rodentia, Spalacidae.